CUCUCUAUUCCUUUGUUACUUAUGAGAACUUGUUAUCAAGUAAGAAAUGUUUGUUUGAAAUUAUGUAUACAAACUGUAUUUGUAUAAAGAGGAAAAAAAAGUAUUGUUGACUAAUAAAAUUGCUUUAUCGUGUUUAUCUUUGUACACAGUUUGUUGGUUUCGCCACUCUGUAAUGGAAUUGAGUGGCAUAAUUAACGUAGAAAUUCUUCUGAUUCAAAGUAAUAUGACUAUUUUUAGAUUUUUCUUCUAAAAAUCUGUUGUUCUUCUCCCUAAUUUCCUCUGAAUCUAAGCAUUCAUGAAAUGUAUUUCUUUUUUUUUUAAUUGUAAUUUUCUUAUUUUAUUGAGAGAAAUGAUCUAGUUUUCCUGUGUUUGUGUUUAAGAUUAUUCUUCGUUCUUUAAUUUCUUGUUUCUAUUUGUUUUUGUUGUUUAAAUUUAUUGAUACGACUUAAAAUGCAUGUACUAAUCUCAGGAAGAAAAAAACGAAAAGGAAAAUAGAUACAGAUUUUUUACCAAAAAAAUGAAAAGGAAAGUAGAUACAGAUUAUUCCUUUAUUUUUCAAAGACGUUUCUCUUAACCUGAACGAGGGAUUUAAUGUGUUUUAUUUUUAUCCUUUUUAGUGUACAGAUUAUUUGUUAAUAAUCCUUUUUUAAUCUUGUUAACUUUAUUCACAAAAAAAAAACUCAAUGAAUUUCUUUUUUUUUCUUUCGCUUGCGCUCUAAGUUUCCAGAUUCUCAGAACGUAACAACAGUUCGACUCUUUUAUCGCCGUGGGGUAUAUAUCAAUAACACAUCUCCUCGAGAAGAAGAAGAUUUAACACACAGGAGGAAGAAUGGUUUGCUUUAACAGAAGAUAUCUUCUGUAUCUAUUGAUCAUUUUUUUAGUUUCUCCAAUAAAAUGCCACAGUUGGGGAUGGUUCUCUUCUUCUUCUUCUUCUUCUGGAGAAAACACAAACCCUUCUCCUUCCUCUCGGUCUCUUAAAUCCAACGCCGAGUUCUCCAUAGAAGUUUUCAGUGACCAGAAGGCGGUUCAAGUCCUCGAAGACGCUAAAAACAAGCUAGUAGGUCCAAACAGCUGCUGGCAAAACGCGUAUGGUUACCUCAUGAGUGGUUGCAAGGGCAUGGUUGCCACUGAAGAACAGAGGAAGAGAUUUGCUUGGCAUCUAAGCGAUUGCUUCCAGAAAGAAUCAGGAAGACCAGAUUUUCCCGCUUGUAAUGAUAAACAAACAAUGAUGAGUUGUCUCAAGAAGCUUGAUGAUCAUGAGCAUAAGAUCUAUCUCGAGUUCAUGCUUGAGACCAACACCAUCUGCCAACAAUUACAGAGUCAUGCACUCAAGAAUGAGAUAGAGAGGCUUGUGAAUGAUUUAAAGAGAUCAGCACAGAACACAGAGGAGAAACUAGAUAUCCUAGAGAGUAAAUCAGAUGAUAUACUGCAUAGCACUAGCAAGAUUCAUGAAUCUGUAGGGUCGAUAGAUGUUGUGGUUAAUAACGUGGCUCACAAGACAAACACUAUAGGAACUCAAAUGAGUGGUUUGUCGCAACAAACAAGAGAUAUCUAUCAAGAACAGAAGAGCAUUACUGAGUCACAGUUGGCGUUAAAGGAAGGUCAAGAGAAGAUGGGAGAAGCCAUGAGAGUUGGAAUGGAGACGUUCAAUGAUUCUGUCACUGACGUCAAGGAAGGUGUUGAUAGGUUGAAGAACGACACAAAGCAGAUCGGUGGGAAGAUAAAUUUACUUGGAGAGAAGAUGACUGAGAAGAUGACUGCUUUGGAGAAUCAAACGAGUAUCAUCGGAACUAUGACCAACAGUACUUUAGAUAAUCAGCAGAAGCUUUUGGAAGGACAAUCUGUGGCUAUCGAUAGUAUACAGUCUCUUAACCAGUUUCAGAGCGAGGCACUGCAAGAGAGUAGGAGUACGCUGCAGCGUUUCGCGGAGUUCAGUCAGGAGCAACAAGAAGAUCUUGCAAGGCGACAAGAAGAGCUUCAGAAGGUGCAUGAUCACCUGUUUGAGAAUUCAAAAUCAAUGCUGGCGGCACAGGAAGCGUUUGAGGCGAAACAGGCAAGCAUGUUUGUAGCUUUGGAUAAGCUGUUUGCUUUGCACAAUGCGAUGCUUUUGGAGUCAAGGGUGAUCAAAGCUUUCUUCAUCUACUUCUUGUCCAUCUUUGUCAUUUACAUGUUUACAAGUACAAAGCAAACUUAUACCAUAAGGCCAAGGCUUUACAUUGGUUUGUGUGUUACCUUAGCAUUAGAAGUGUCUAGUUUACGUUACGUGAAUGAUGCAGAACACAGAGCAUGGGUUAUAAACCUUGUUAGGUCUUUAUUCGCGGUUCUUGCUUCAGCUCAGCUUCUUCAUGCUGCUUUCACAUACAGGGACUAUGAAGUAUUAAACCACAACAUUCUCUUGAGAUUAGUUGAUAAGGUUAACAGCAUGCAGAGGAAAAGAGAUCUCUUGUGGGAUGAAGAUACGGAUAGCGAGGUUGACUGGAAUUCUUGGAUUGAUACAGAUAUAACUGAUGAUGAUGACAGUCUCGGUGAUCCUGAUUACAGAAUCCCAGAACAGAUCAAGGACAAUGUGGGUUUCACCUCGCCAGUGACCAAAAGAUUAUACAAUCUCCGUCCACGAUAAAACCAGAGAAGAAUUAUGUGAUUGCUGCAGGUCAAAACUACAUUUAGUAGUACACUCAAGAGAAUGUAAUGGUCUAGGGAGACUUCACAUUGUCUACAAGAAGAGACGGAUGAUAAAAAAAUGUUAUUAUCUGUCUCUCUGUUAGUGAGACAAAACCUUUCCUUCAAUAGCUUUUACAUGUUGCUGCUUGGUGAAAAAUGUACCCAUCAUUCUCCAAUACUUGUAUUUUAUAUAUUUACCAUUGACA
Molecule: messenger RNA, 2867 nt
Organism: Raphanus sativus (radish)
Lineage: Eukaryota; Viridiplantae; Streptophyta; Magnoliopsida; Brassicales; Brassicaceae
Product: protein GAMETE EXPRESSED 1
Exons: 4
Coding region: 830-2620 (596 amino acids)
Source: RefSeq, a predicted model, not a curated record